Peromyscus leucopus (white-footed mouse) is the source of this 2743-nucleotide messenger RNA. It is a transcript of the gene Lonrf2, whose product is annotated as LON peptidase N-terminal domain and ring finger 2. The transcript has 12 exons. The coding region runs from base 18 to 2279 and encodes 753 amino acids. Lineage: Eukaryota; Metazoa; Chordata; Mammalia; Rodentia; Cricetidae. Gene Ontology annotation, molecular function: protein binding. The record is from RefSeq and is a predicted model, not a curated record.
CACCCCAUCUCGGCACGAUGAGCCCCGAGCCGGCACCCCAGCCUCCGGACCCUCAGGACGUGAGCUGCAACCUCGAGGAGCCCCCGGCUGAGCGCCUGGAGCAGGGCUCCGCGGCCUUCCUCGCGGGCGACUACGAGGAGGCGGCCGAGCUCUUCCGCUCGCUGCUGGCCGGCCUGGCGCAGCCCGAGCGUGGCCUGUGCCUGCAGCUGGGGGACGCGCUGGCCCGCGCCGGCCGCCUCCCCGAGGCCAUCGGCGCCUUCCGCGGCGCCGCACUGCUCGGUCCCCUGCGGCCCGAGGAGCUGGCGGAGCUGGCCAGCGGCCUGGCGCGCUCCCUGGGCCUGCGCGACAAACGGCCGCCUGCGUUGCUGGCGAGGCCCGGCUACGCGUCUGGGUCCCCGGUGCCCGUGGCGCCCCGCGACCUGCUGGGCUGUCCGCGCUGCGGCCGGCUGCUCUACAAGCCGGUGACGCUGGCCAGCGGCAUCACGGUGUGCAAGCGCUGCGUGGAGCUGGUCCCCGGGCGGGGGCAGGCCCGGCGCGUGAACGUGGUGCUGAGCGGGGUGCUGGAGAGAUGCUUCCCCGCCGAAUGUCGCCUGCGCAAGCUGGCGUGCCAGGCGCGGGGGCUGCAGCGCCAGCAGCAGCCCGAGACCGCGCUGCUCAGGUGCCAGCAGGCCCUGGACAUGGCCCCUGAUGAUAACUCACUACUGCUGCUGCGAGCAGAGAUAUAUCUAACCAUGAAGAACUAUGAGCAAGCCCUGUGGGAUGCUGACACAGUUUGUCAGAGGGAGCCUCUCCUGACUAAGGGGCAUCAUAUAAAAGCUCAGAUUCUUUCUGGCUUGGGAAGAAGUAAAGAAGUCUUAAAGGAGUUUAUCUACUGCCUUGCUUUAAACCCUGAAUGCAGCUCAGCAAAGAAGGAAACACAGAAGGUAAUAUGUGAGGUGUUCUUUCCAGCUUCGGAAAAUGAACAUCAGGAUUCGACAGCUCCCACUGAAAGUAGACCAGACACCCAUUGUGAUGAGGAGACGAAUCCCCAGCAUCCUCUGGAAGAAGGCAGCGACACUAAGGACACAGGCAGUCCUGAGACUCCAUCUGAGAAGUCUGAUAUAUUCAGGAAUGCCAGUUCUUCGGUUCUAUAUUUCAUUCUGGGCCUACACUGUGAAGAGGAUAAAAAGGCUUUGGAAAGCGUCAUCCCAGCAGCACCGAGUGGCACUUUAAAGAGACAACUCCCAAGUGACACCGAAGAUGAGUGUGACAGGAACACCCCUGAAAAAGUUCCCAAGAAAGAUGCGGAUUCCUCACCUCAGGGGAAGGUGAACUCUCUGGAAGAGCCAGAGUUCACGAUUGACGUGACUGACUUUGAGUGUGCUCUGUGCAUGAGGUUGCUCUUUGAACCUGUGACUACACCCUGCGGACAUACAUUCUGCCUGAAAUGCCUUGAGCGCUGCCUUGACCAUGCUCCACACUGUCCACUGUGCAAAGACAAGCUUUCCGAGUUGUUGGCAACCCGAAAUUUUAAUGUAACUGUUCUGGCUGAAGAAUUGAUAUUCCGAUACUUACCAGAGGAGCUGUCUGAUAGGAAGAGGAUUUAUGACGAAGAAAUGUCGGAACUAUCACACCUGACCAGAGACGUGCCCAUCUUUGUGUGUGCCAUGGCCUUCCCGACGGUUCCCUGCCCUCUCCAUGUCUUCGAGCCCCGCUAUCGGCUCAUGAUAAGAAGAUGCAUGGAAACUGGCACCAAGCGGUUCGGCAUGUGCCUAUCUGCCGAGAACGCCGGGAUUUCAGAAUACGGCUGCAUGCUGGAGAUAAAGGAUGUCAGAACCUUUCCCGAUGGAAGCUCCGUUGUGGAUGCAGUUGGCAUUAGCCGCUUCAAAGUCCUGAACCACCGCCACAGAGACGGUUAUAACACAGCAGACAUCGAGUACCUGGAAGAUGAGAAGGUGGAAGGCCCGGAGUAUGAAGAACUUGCCGCCCUCCACGAGUCGGUGUACCAGCAGUCCGUUUCCUGGUUCGCCUCUCUCCAGGAUCACAUGAAAAAACAAAUCCUCAGCCAUUUUGGGUCGAUGCCGGACAGGGAGCCUGAGCCGCAGAGCAAUUCCAGCGGCCCUGCCUGGUCCUGGUGGAUUCUGGCUGUGUUGCCUUUGGAGCGCAAGGCCCAGCUGGCCAUUCUCGGCAUGGCCUCCUUGAAAGAGCGUCUGCUUGCCAUCCGACGGAUACUAGUCAUCAUCACACGUAAGAUGAAUAGUCGCCAGGAGCUGGCUAACAACACAGAGAGAGAUAAUUGAUUCUCCUCUACCGUAAGGUUGCUGGAAACCCCUGUGUUUUUAUGAGUUCCAGGCAGGGACAAGUUCCCAUCGUCUUCACUGCUCUUUGUAAAAAUGCUUGUUGUCCGUAAGGUGAUAAAUGGGACAUUUGUCAAAUACCGAUUUUCUCACACGUUAGAAGUAUGGCUGUCGGACUCUGACACUGUUCAAGGUUAGCCCGAAGUUCCAGGGGAAGGGGCAGUUGGGAACCCCAUGAGAAAAAUCUCUUCGAACCAGAUGUUUCGAGAGUCCAGAUCACUACCAGCCUGGGACGCACACGUGGCUAACAUGUGACUUGCGUGUCGAACGUGAUUACAUUCCUAGUCAGCAUCUUGACAUGAUAGAUGGAAAACGUGUGUGCCAGUGGCUAGGCAGCAAGUGAGAACCACAUUCUCAAGUGGAAACAGAUCUAUUCGAAUACAAGCAAGCCCCCCCCCCCAAAAAAA